Molecule: messenger RNA, 1191 nt
Organism: Mycena citricolor
Lineage: Eukaryota; Fungi; Basidiomycota; Agaricomycetes; Agaricales; Mycenaceae
Source: the annotation of a GenBank genome assembly
GAACAAAUGCGGGUAAAAAAAAAUCGGAUGCGAAGUCUUUGCGCUUCUCGAAAAACUAAAUUACAACGUCGCCGUCGACUAAUCUUGUCUCAGAACGAGGCCCUCGCAGGUAAAGUGUCAAGAACCUGCAGCUGUUUUCCAGGAGAUAAUCUAUCGUUUCUACGCGCGAUCAAGAUGGGGCUUACAGGUCGACUCAAAUCUCGAGAAAGCCCCAAAAGAGCUCAGGUAUGCUUUGGCCUGGACGUUGCAGUGCAAUCACCAGCGCACCCGAUCCAGAUCUUUGACCCCUUGUGGUGUAUAAUUGCAGUCGGGUGUAGGUAGAUCGCUCUCCGGGCUCAAAGAUAUUCAAAGCAUGGGCGAGUUUACUUAUUCGUUCUGGUUUGAAGGAUCUCAGAGCCUCGGGGAGAGUCAACAAGCUUCAGGUACGCCCCUCACAGGCCACGAGGGAGAAUACGCUCAUUCCCCAUCCCAGAACAUGACCUUGACGUUGACCCUCAUCAGAUACCAGUCACUCCCUCACCGGUUCCCUCUGCGCCGCCGGCUUCCUUCUCGCCCUCACUACAUUCAAAUACAUUCGAGCCUAGCCCGUUCUGCAUGGAAGAAUCUCAGUCGCCUCGGCUCAAUCCUCUGAUGCCUGAACUAUUGCCACAGAUGAUGCCGUCACCACAAGCGCUGCUAGCGCAGCCAUGCUUCCGCUGCGGGACGUCUACACUUGUCUCGCAGGAACAUUCCAUUACGCAUGUUCCGCUGUGCAACGCCUGCGCUGCAUAUGUUUCCCAGCGCUCACAGCAGCGCAUGGCUGAGGAUUUACUGGCCAAAAGGCGACGUGACGGGUUGUUGGAAGAUGCGGCGUCAUCCAAGGGCACAAGACGGUGCCCACAUUGUGGUACAAGGAGGACGAGUACCUCCCAGGACAAUUCGGAGGAUGUGAUCGUUUGCAAUGCGUGCGGGAUGUAUGUGAAGGGACAGGGACAAGAGAGGGCCGAACGAGUCGAGGAUAGAUCGGGUGAGGGCGAUGAUAGCGAUUUGACGAGAAGCGGACAGGCACAUGCGUCUGUCGAUCUUGAACGCGCUCAGACAGGAUCGUAGUCGGCGCGGGACGCAAUGCCAGUUCUGCUCGAAGAGGUCGAUUGGAUAAUUCCCUCUGUGUUAUCUUGGCUAGUCGUUGUCUCCAUGUAAGGCCGGUGUGUG